Molecule: messenger RNA, 812 nt
Organism: Theileria equi strain WA
Lineage: Eukaryota; Apicomplexa; Aconoidasida; Piroplasmida; Theileriidae
Exons: 4
Coding region: 78-812 (244 amino acids)
Source: RefSeq, a predicted model, not a curated record
ACAAGUUGAAUUUUCAGCGAAAUGACUAAUAGAAGAUAAAUUUGGCCGUUUUGGCGAGAUUCAGGACAAAAGUCGAAAUGUGUGACAUCGUUUGGCCAACCAUUGCUAUUUUGUCCCUAAUUUCCACAAGAUGCGCAAAUUCCAUAAAGAUUCCAAAACUUCACACACUAAAAGGAAUAGACAAUGGGAUAUAUACCACAAAUGGGCUAGAAUAUGUACCAGUGUUCAGGGUCGUUGCUAACAAUGGCUCGAAUUUGACUUUAAAUUUCAAGAAUGAACCGAAUGUCCUCUUUUUCUUGGAUCCGAAGGAUGCAAUCGAUCUCAUGACUGAACUAUCGCAAAGUUUUCCAAACGGAAAUGCCAUUACAAAAUUAAGGCUAUGUGUAUCGGAUAUGAGAGAAUGGUUUGAUUCAGUGGACCCUUCUAGGAAACACAUCAAGGGUGCAAAAUGCAAACUAGUACCAUCUUCUCGCCAGCUUUUAAAGACGUAUGACUACAUGCAUCCGGCAGAUGCAAAUUUCGUCCCUCUCUUUUACUCAACAUCCAUUGUUUGUGGUAACAGAGGUGGAGAGUCUAAACCGGACAUUCUCGUAUUUUUCGAUUUUAACGACUUGAUAUCGCAAAUAAACACUCUAAAGUCUCCAAUAGAAAGGGAAUAUGCGCUUAGUAACAUAAAGGUAACCUCACUUGUAGACCUUGUACUGGACAAUAAAUUGGGAAACGUCACUCUGGUUCCAAGUAGAAAAAGCCUCGAAUUUUGCAAAAGUGAGAGGUAUUCGGAUACAAAGUCAUCGACAUUUCUCGACGAUUAA